AUACGUUCGCGUCAAUACAGAAAAAGACAUUAUCGAACGAAAACCAGUCUCAAUUACGCAUGAAGAAGCAGCUGGUGCACCACUUGCAUCACUAGCUGCAUGGCAUUCCCUAGUUGAACUUGGCAAUCUACCAUACGGCGAGAAAGCAGAAGGUCACACACCAAAAGUACUAAUAAUUGGCGCAUCAGGAGGUGUUGGCACCUUUGCAGUACAACUAGCAAAGAAAGCUAAUCGAGCAAGCGUGACAGCAGUCAGUUCAGGGAAAAAUGCAACUCUACUUACACGACUUGGCGCCGACCGUGUAAUCGACUACACACAACUCAACUACGCUGAAGUAUUAAAAGAAGAACAUGAUUUUGAUCUAGUCAUUGAUACAGUCGGCGAAGCUGGAUGCUACGACAAAGCCAGUCCACUCUUGAAAAAGAAUGGUAUCUAUGUGGCCGUCGCCACCGAAAUUAACGAACAAAAAUUGACGAUUGGUGAUCUCGCGAAAUUCGGUGCUACGGUUGUCGGCAGAAAAAUCUUUGGUUCACGAACGUACAAACCAUUGCUUGAUAUUGAUCGAAAAGAUUUCCCGAAAGUUAUUCCGUAUUUGGAGCGUAAGGAAGUUGUGACCGUUAUUGGUGAGCGGUUCCCACUUCAGGAUGUAUCAAAAGCCCAUGAGUUGAGUGAGAAGUUGCAUGCUAGCGGAAAAAUUAUUCUAAAAGUUUCUUAA
This is a messenger RNA of Ambispora gerdemannii, 715 nucleotides long. Lineage: Eukaryota; Fungi; Glomeromycota; Glomeromycetes; Archaeosporales; Ambisporaceae. The record is from the annotation of a GenBank genome assembly.